Messenger RNA from Diospyros lotus (date-plum), 2740 nucleotides. RefSeq lists its product as uncharacterized. The transcript is spliced from 3 exons. The coding region runs from base 633 to 1535 and encodes 300 amino acids. NCBI's taxonomy places the organism in Eukaryota, Viridiplantae, Streptophyta, Magnoliopsida, Ericales, Ebenaceae. The record is from RefSeq and is a predicted model, not a curated record.
AAGGAAAUGAGAAUCACAAGCAAAUCCAACCUAGUGGGCGAGUAGUAGGGCACGAAAUUGAGGAAUUUUGCUUCUUGUUGAGAGAAUCUCGCAAGGGGAAAAAUGGGGGAAUGAUGGCUGCUUUUGUUGUUGGCUGAUGGUACAUGGCGAUUCACUUUCAAACGCUGAAGCUUGACAUAGCUGUCAGCUAAAGCGAAGUCAUACACAGAGGGGAAGAUAAGACGGGGGUGGGAAAAAAUAACAGAGACAAAAAGAGAGAACAGAUUCUCUCUCUCUCUCUCUCUCUCUCUUCUUUUUUCGCAGUGUAGAGUAGUGUUCAAAACCAGCCUGCCUUCCAGCAGGACCCAGUUGCCGUAGCCCUGCUUUCGCUCUCAUUUUCUUUUCAUUAUUCGAAGCUGUCCCCUUCUGGAGGAGGGACCCUCAUCCUUUGGUUGAACUUAGAUUUAUGGGGUUGUGCAGAGAUGCAUCUGAAAUUCUACGUCCGUGUCAAAUCAAGCUUGCCAGGGGGUUUUCGUUUGGAGCAAAUCUGAGAUAGGUCGUUGGAUUCGUCUCUGAUUGAUUAAGAAGUGAAUACCAACUGUUGUGGAUAAACCGGAGAGAGAAAUAGAGGAGGAGAACCACGCCAUCCUGGAAUGAGUAUGAGGGAUUUUCCUUCUUGUUUUGGUGAAAAUGGGGUUCAAGUUGCUGAUUUCUCGUCGUCAAGUUCCAAUAGAACUGCCCAGAAUUUGGUUACUUGUGUCUAUCAGUGCCGAUUGCGUGGCCGGACCUGCUCGGUUACCGUCACAUGGAGUAAGAAUUUGAUGGGUCAAGGCCUCAGUGUUGGGAUUGACGAUACUAAUCAAUGCCUCUGCAAGGUUGAUAUAAAACCCUGGUUGUUUUCUAAGAGGAAAGGGUCAAAAAGUUUAGAAGCAUAUUAUAGUAAAAUUGAUGUGUAUUGGGAUCUUUCCUCGGCUAAAUUCGGAUCUGGACCUGAGCCAUUGGAGGGAUUCUACGUCGGAGUUGUCUCUAAUCGGCAAAUGAUCCUCCUCCUCGGGGACAUGAGAAAAGAGGCUUUCAAGAAAACGGGGGUAACACCUGUUGCCUCCAAUGCUAUUUUUGUUGCCAAGAGAGAGCAUAUAUUUGGUAAGAAGACAUUCAGCACCAAGGCUCAGUUUUGCGACAGUGGCCAACUUCAUGACCUCAUGAUUGAAUGUGACACCAGUGGUGUCAAUGAGCCUUGCCUUGUGAUCCGAAUCGAUACUAAGCCUGUCAUGCAGGUUAAACGUCUCCAGUGGAAAUUCCGGGGUAACCACACCAUCUUGGUUGAUGGCCUCGCAGUAGAAGUUCUUUGGGAUGUUCAUAAUUGGUUGUUUGGUACAUCACUUGGGAAUGCUGUUUUUAUGUUCAAGACCAGCCUUUCAGCCGAGAAAAUGUGGGCUAGCCAACCCGUCUUGGAUCCCCAUACAAUGCACUUGUCUUGGUCACAAAGAUUCCGAGAUUCUCAAUCACAAUGUCUUGGUUUCUCACUAAUUUUGUAUGCAUGGAAAAAUGAAUAGAUUAUUUGGGAUUCUUCAUUGAGUGCUAACAAAUACUUUAGUGAGCUCUGAUUUUGGUUGACUAUGUGAUUGGAUUAUACUUGAUUAUAAACGGUUUGAUUUAUUGUUGUUGUUGUUGUGUUAUAUAUAUAUAUUCCGCUUCAUUAACUCAACAAGCAAUUCAAUAUAUUAGAGAUGAUUUUAUUAUUCCUGCUUGUAUAGCCUUGAACUAACUUUUUGAUAAAUUAUUUGUUCAAUUCUAUUUUAACUUUCUUAUUGUUUGACUGCUCUGUAAUUGUGCAACUCUCUUCUGAUUAGUUUCUUGCUUUCUUUACACAAAUUUGUAGUGUUAUGAUGCUAUUACCCUCUCAGAUAUUCCUCUGCUCAGUUAGGGUGUGCUGUCUAAGCUGUAAGUUUCUCCUUUCGAAGUUUAUAUGUUAUGUUGGAGAUUGAGAUGGAUUCUAUGCUAGUUGAUAUUUGGUGAAGACCAUAAUAAAUCCAGGUUGUUUUUAUGGUGUGAUUAUAAGCUUUUGACUUGGGCUCCCAUCAUGCAUUUCCUCUUUGUCAUCCCAAAGUGACUCCAUUCUGUAUUUGGUCCAUUAUAUAUUUUCAGUUCUGGCUCAGGAACAUACUAUAAAGCAUUUAAAAUAUUACAACAACAACAAUUCCGAGCCUGGAUCUCACUAGGUAGCGUCAGCUGCAUGAAUUCUAAAUCUCCACAUGUCUUUAUCCAUGGUCAUAUCUUCUAUGAGGCCAUUUAUGCUAUGCCGUGCCUAAUAGUUUCCCAUCGAGUUUUCUAUGGUAUUCCUGUCCUUAUUUUUUUGCUACAAAUUUCUUUCAUCUCAUCCACUAGUCUCACAGGAGCUUGUAUCGGUCUUAUUUUAACCUGUCCAAACCAUUUUAAUAAUGGCUUAUGUGUCUUAUCUAAGUUGUCUAAAAUAUUAUUUAAAUAUAUUUAAUAGCUAUUUUUUGUUACUCUAAAGUUGUCUUAUGUUACUUCUUCACCUGUGGCAGGUCAGAUGGUUACCAUAUCAUUGCAAAAGUUUCUAGCUCUUUUGAACAUUUUUAUUGGUAACAUCCCAGAAUAUGUACAGUUUUGCACAUCCAUAUGCAUAGACGGGUGCACUUCAUUUUUGGAAGAACAGCAUUGGCCUUUAGCAGAUCAGAUAGUACUAGGAACUGAAAUAUUUAUUUUCCCACAUUCCCUUUCCUUAGAACUUUUUAGC